Messenger RNA from Sebastes umbrosus (honeycomb rockfish), 4345 nucleotides. Its product is annotated as trafficking kinesin-binding protein 1-like. The coding region runs from base 411 to 3053 and encodes 880 amino acids. Gene Ontology annotation, molecular function: GABA receptor binding. Gene Ontology annotation, cellular component: dendrite. Gene Ontology annotation, biological process: neurogenesis; anterograde axonal transport of mitochondrion; endosome to lysosome transport. The transcript is spliced from 17 exons. The record is from RefSeq and is a predicted model, not a curated record. NCBI's taxonomy places the organism in Eukaryota, Metazoa, Chordata, Actinopteri, Perciformes, Sebastidae.
CCAGGGGUUUGUUUGCGGAUGAGGGUCACCAUGGUAACAGUCGCUAGAGGCAGAAGAGAGAGGAAGCGAGGGGGUGAGCGAAAGGUGAAAAGGAGAGAGAUGUGGGAGUCCAGCUCUGAUUGGCUCUUCCUUCCAUCCGGCAUCCUCUCAAUCAUAUAAUACAAUUUCUACUUCCGUUAACCUCCAACUCAGUCGCUGUAGAGCGCUCUCUCUCUCAUCUCUCCACAUCCCUCGCACUCACUCACUCGCUCCCAGUGGCGUCCCAUGUGGGCGGAGGUUAUCUCAGUCUCUGGGCCUGUUAAACGGUAGCUGAGCAGUAGGAGUAGGAGAGGGAGAGUGAAUGGAUCAGUGUUUGGACCGGUUGAUGUUUCUGCUCGUCGGUCAUCGUGGAGGUCGGGGAAGAAAACGGGAUGAGGAGAUUAGCGAGGGAUGAAUGUGAGCUGGAUGACAGGCACUAUGAGGAUAAGAAAGUGCUAUGUGCAGACAGAGUGGGCCAGAUGACGAAGACCUACAAUGACAUCGAUGCUGUCACACGUCUGUUGGAGGAGAAAGAGAGAGAUUUGGAGUUGGCUGCAAGAAUCGGCCAGUCGCUUCUGAAGAAGAACAGAAAUCUGACUGAGCAGAACGACUAUCUGGAGGAACGAGUGGCACAAAUCACAGAAGAGGUGGCCCAGCUGCACCAUGAGCUGAACCUGAAGGACGAGCUGCUGCAGUUUUACACCAACGCAGCCGAGGAGAGCGAGGACGAGUCCACCAGCUCCCCGACGGGUAAGAAAAGUAAAGUGGAAGCUGCUACAGGAGGCACACUCCAGAAGAAACUCAAAGAGCUGGAAGAGGAGAACCUCUCACUCCGCUCAGAGGCAAACCAUCUGAAAUCAGAGACUGAAAUUUAUGAAGAAAAGGAGCAGCAGCUUGUCAACGACUGUGUGAAAGAGCUCCGGUUGUCCAGUCUCCAAAUCAACACCAUAGCGGAGGAAUUGGCUCGUAAAACUGAGGAUGCGUCCCGCCAGCAAGAAGAGAUCACGCACCUCCUCUCUCAGAUAGUAGACCUGCAAAAGAAAGCCAAAUCUUUCGCGGUGGAGAAUGAGGAGCUUUCUCAACACCUGGUGGCGGCCAAAGAUGCCCAAAGGCAGCUCACAGCAGAGCUGCAGGAGCUGGAGGAGAAGUAUUUAGAGUGUAUAGAGAUGCUGCAUGAAGCCCAGGAGGAGCUGAAGAACCUGAGGAACAGAAACUUCCCUGCAGGAACCCCUCGACGUUACCAUCCUCUGGGAUUGUACCCGAUGGAUUCUCUGGCGGCUGAGAUUGAGGGAACGAUGAGGAAGGAGUUGAGUCUGGAUGACCCCGAGUGUGAGGAGCAGAAAAGCCAUCGGAAGCGCGUGUUUGAGACGGUCAAGAACGUCAACCAGACAGUCCGUCAGCGCUCUCUGACGCCAACCAGCGCCAACAUCCCGGGUUCCAACCAGUCUCUGUCGGCUCGCACAUCGCCCCAGUCAAGCGGCCUCUCCACGCCUCACUCCAUCAUGUACGGAGGUGACAUCAGCGGAGACAACGUUGCCCUUGACAACCGAACGCAGAGCAUCCUGAUGGAGACGGCAGCCAAUCAGGACAGCAGCACGGAGGGCCGAGAGAAAAAGGCCACAGCUGAGGACCUGCGUCUCGCCCUGCGUCGCCUCUCUCUGCGUCGACAAAACAACCUGAGCGAGAGGCGCUUCUUUGAUGAGGAGAGGGAGCGCAGACGGGGAGGACACGGAGGUCUACACGACGCCCUCGGCCAGGAGGGUUCGUUGACCCCCUCGGAAAGCAUCAUGUCCCUUGGGAACCUCCACCUCUGGGCCUCACGAGGGCCCUACCUCCCUGACAAACUCCAGAUCGUCAAACCGCUUGAAGGCUCGGCCACGCUGCAUCACUGGCAGCAGUUAGCUCAGCCUCACCUCGGGGUGAUCCUGGAUGCCAGGCCGGGAGUCGUGCCGAAGGGCUACAGACCGCUGGAGCUGGAGCUGGAGCAGGUGUAUCCGUGGGGUGGCUUCGAGGAGGAAGAACCCGGGGAGCAAUACUUCCAGAAUCUGCCCACCUCCUCCUCCUCCGCCACCGCCGUCGCCUCGCCAGCCGUGCCCUCCACCUCCAGCACGGGUGACACCAACCUCGGGCAGCCUCUACCCAGCCUCCUUCUACCUUCUCCACCCUCUCCAUCACCAUCUCCACAUCUCAGCAACACUGACGUCCUGGCUGCGUACUACCCCGGUAAAUGCAUGGCUCACACCAGCUCCACUUACACCUUCACAACCUGUCGGAUCCUCCACCCAACCGAUGAGCUGACGCGGGUCACGCCAAGUCUAAACUCAGUCCCAGCGUCGUCCUCCUGCGUGAUGACCAGCACUCUGUUGGGUACUCCUGCUGUGACGCCCUGCACGCCCCGCAGACUCAGCCUCAGGCCGUCCGAAUCCUCAACUAACCUCAGAGAUGCAACACGCACCACCAGCACUUCCCUGGGGUUAGUGCGCCUUCUCCAGGAGCGAGGGAUCUCAGCAGCGAUGUAUCACCAGAGCCAGGGCCUGGAGUACGGUCAAGGCAACGGCGGAGUCUUAUUCAGCACCUCCAUCACCCCUAACCGAGCGCCCAACCCCGACCCUCUGCGCCCCUCCACCCCUCCCAACUCGCCCACAGGACAGGGAACUUCAGCCGCGCCAACGCCCCCGGACUUCGACUUCAAGAGCCCUUCCUACGACAACUUCCUGACCUCCAAACCGGCCCGCUCCAUCCUGAAGGAGGUGACGGGGAGGAUGAGGGGCAGGCAGAGAGGGAAGGACUGCGAAAGCCAAACGGACGUUAGCGUGACCGUCCACAACCUUAACCUGCUGGACAAGGUGAAGCGGCUGGGCGUGGCUGGAGCUCCAGGGGGCAGAGCAAUGAGUCCCGCACCCAUCCUGGGGCCCCUGGGUGGGCUGCGCAGAUCCGGCUCCCCUUUUGGGCCCGAUGGAAUGAGGAGGAACCGGAGUUAUCCCGCCAUGGUUGGGGCCAGCAUGGCCAUGAAAACCCCGGGGCCCCAGGAGUAGUCUGGACUGCUGCUGGCGUUUAGGGUAGCCAAGUAGGAGCCAGGCAGGGCCGAGGACUGACUGUUGAUCAGUCGCCUGGAGCCCAAACACUGACUGACACUGUUCAUACUGUACGACGUGGCACUACUGACCAGUUUCUAUUCACUACUGUGGUUCCACACGGACACUAUCCACUCUUUGAUGCUUCUAGGUGGUGACUCAUGCUUGAAUUAAAAGCAAAAUAGCUUAACCCAAAUUAUAAAACCUAUUCUGCACCCGUGCAGAUAGUUUUGGUUUAAUGUGCCGAUAUUAUCUCUGAAAUGUCUCAGAGAUUUGACACAUAUCUAAAAAUCUGGGCAUAUUAAACCAAUUUUACAUAAUUCAACUUUAUGUAAUUGGGUGAACUGACCCAUUAAAAGCAGAAUAUCAAUAUACUUAUUGAGAUAUCUCCCACUGCUGUCCACUCACAUCCCUGCUUUGGAGGCUGACUCUGCUGGCUAGAUGUAGUACUCCCACUCCUUUUGCCUUUUUGCUGAAACGCAUCCACAAAAUCCCACAUACACAUCCUGACAUACGCAGGUGCACUCUGUUAAAUAAAUCUGUCAUCGCACUAGUUGGCUCUUUGCAGUCUCUGUAGCACUAAAACAUGCCUAUCUUCUUCUCUAUUAUUGGAUUAAGAGCCACCUUUUAUACAUGAUCACACAUACAUGAAAAUAUGUCACCCUUUACCCAUCGCUCCCAGUCUUACCCCUUCUUAAAUCCCCCCAACGUGAUUAGGUGUGAGUCUGACAAGUCACUUUCAACAAAUCAUUAAAUAUAUUUUAUGUCAGUAUUAAAGAUACUUUGGUUCAGUUUCCUAAUUGGCUAUUAGACCGGAAAGUUGAUGGUGCUUCCAGUGAACGGGACGGAUCGAUACGCAGAAGCAGCUCACGAAGCGAACGGCGAGAGGGGUGAGGGAAGUGGCGUAUCAGCCGUCGUGGUUUCGGAGAAAUGAAGCAAUAUAGUGCCUAGACUAUCUGUUUUUCAUCAUUUAUGUUCUUCAUGUGUUCGAUUAAGGGUGUGAAAAAGCUGUCACAACCGUUGUUGCACUAUUUAUUUAAAAAAUCCUAUGAAUUUAACCUAUUUUUCAUAAAAAAUAUGUUGUCUCACAUGUGCUCACUGUAUAUACUGUCACUAAAUCAUCAGUAAUGACACACUCAUAAAGGAACCGUUAUGUGUAGUGCAUAACCAAGAACCAUACGUCACUGUAAGUAUCCGGGUGAGCAUGUAAUGAGGGUUUUUUCCAAAAUAAAAAUUCAGUAAUCAAACAUUAA